Messenger RNA from Durusdinium trenchii, 2862 nucleotides. The record is from the annotation of a GenBank genome assembly. Lineage: Eukaryota; Dinophyceae; Suessiales; Symbiodiniaceae.
AUGUCCUCCAGGCCGCGGCCAAGGUCUGCAUCCUUGAAGGCUUUGCCGCCAGAUUCUCCAACACAGCCCGAAGUCACGAACCUCUCAGCAGGGGCUGCCGCAGCUGCCCACUGGAGUGUGACCAAGGAAAAGCCUGCAGCUGGGCGACCACGACCUCUGAAGAGUGUUUCACUCAAGUUGGCCAAGGGGGAUGGGAGCCCCACCUCCAUGCGGUCCAAUUCAGCCGGUGGAACCGGUGGCACCGCAUGGGGAUCGGGCGAACUGGUGAUUGAUGCGCGUCAACAGGUGCGACGUGACGUGGGGAGUGGACCACCAUCGCGUGGCAGUGCCUGUGAGGUUCCGCAAGCAGCCAGUGUAGCAACCCGCCAACGCCAAGGGCAACCACAGUCCAGCAGAACUCGGCUUGUGGAGAGCCACCCCACGGCCGCACGUCCUCCCAUGCCCAGACCUGCAGCAGAGGCAUCCUUCCAAAACGAGGGUCGAAGCAGCUCAUACCCCAGCAGGCCCAGCUCGUUUGACGAAGAGGCAAACAGUCGCCCCAGCAGCGCAGCCUACCAGCGAGCAGCUGCCAUUUAUGCAAGUUUGCCCAAGACACCAGAAGGCACCAGAACUUUGGUUCGAGAUGCAGAUGGUUUCAUUUUUCGACCUAGCAUGCAGGCCGAAAGUGUUUCCACUCGACCUGUUGUGAAGAAGGAACCUGAAGAAGAGCCACAACAAAGGCCUGCAGAUGGUCGGUCCAUGGGAGAAUUAGAGAGGAGCAUUGCAAAGGCUAGGGAGCGAGCAGAGAGAAGCCGCCAAGAACUCACGGGUUACAUGGAGAGCUUGCGCAGCAAGAUUUUUCACUUCGAGGAUGGCAACCCGACCAACGAGGAGCUGCUGGUGUCCCUCCCACCCGACUUUGAUGAUGUCGUGGACAUCAACGCAUCUUUGACCGCUUCGGAAAGGUCUCGUCCCAGCUCCGGUGGGAAAGGAGUACAUUCCAGUCAGCUAGAGACCAUCGAUGCAGGCUUCAAGUUGCCUUCCUUUUUGGUCAAGUAUUUUCAAGAAGAUUUGGGUCAAGCAGAAUUGCCUAUUGUGAAGAUGCAGAAACAGGAAUCAGAGCUGGAGAAGGUUGCGAGGCAAGUCGCUAAGCUCGACCGGCUGUUGUCAAGACAAGAGGCUGAAGGCCUAGCUCGCCUCAAAGCUGUCAAAGAGGAGAUUGAAUCGACUAAGGAAAGCUUGCGGAGGGAGAGCGAGAAGACUGAAGCUGAAAAGCUCCAGCUUCUGAAAAAGCUAAAGGAGAAGGGCCUUUUGCGCAGCCAACCCUCUGGGCUUUCCAAAGCACCUCCGGCAGAGAGCUCAUCGAAUGACAUCCCUCGUGAGAAGGCUCGGUCCGCUGCUUGCUUUACUCCAUCCGUGGGUAGCGAGGUAGACUGGAGUGGUUGGGAAUGCUCUGCAGAGGUCGAAUCCACAUUUGCACCAUCCAAAGAUGCAUGGUGUGCCACUCCCCAGCCAGCUCAUGGUGAUCAUCUUGUCACCCCCGAGCCAGCUCAUGGUGAUCAGUGUGAGGGUGAGUCAGAUACUACGACCUUCACCCUGACGGCAACAACCGCAGAUCUGACGAAGAUCAGCCAAGGACUUCCACCAAAGCAGGCCAAGUUUGAUCCGGUGGUCGAGGACACUCUACAUGAGGAGAAGGGGGUCGUGGAUGACGGUGCGGGCGAAGAACUUGUAGUGCCUUCCCCCCUCCCAGAGGAGCUUUUGGCGGAUCCCUAUGAUCUUCAAGCGAUUCAUGCCAUUGACGACCAGCUGGCCAAAAUCAUACCCGAGUCAGAAUGGGAGGCAAAGUCCAUCCGAUCAGUUCACAAUGGCUCCGAUGUUUCUGCCGGUCAUGUUUCAGCAGGUGUGAAAUCGAAGAUGUCCAAGCAAUCGGCCUUCUCUUAUUUGAGCUCCUCAUCUUUGCCUGGCGAACCAGUGCUACGUGAGCAGCUUGAAGAACGAGAAAGCCGAAAAGCACUCAGUGCCAUCAACGAUCGUCUUGGUCGCCUCCAGGAAGAGCGACACUCAGAACUCAAGCCCGAGCAGCUACAGCAGUUGCUGCUAGAGGCAGCAGCUUCCCAAGUGGCCAUGGAUUCCAGCAGCAAAGUCUUGACUCUAACAGCAGAGGCGGGUGACUUGGAAGAUUCCUUGAAGAGGAUGCUUCAACCUCUUCCUGUCACACCGCAAACGCCGGAAACUUCAGGGCCUGCUCUCGCUCAAGCCCGGAAGAUCUUGGCCAGGCUCUCUGAAGUCAAGGAGGAAUGGGACUCGACCAGCAUGGAGGCCAGAUGUAGUUUCGUUGAACUGCAGGACAGUGUGAAAGCCUUGGAGGCAACAGCUUCACGUCCCAGCACUGCCGAGCAGGGCGAGCAGGUUCAGUCCGUAGAUCCGGAUCCUUUGGUGGCGGAGAUUUCCUCAUGGGCUACAAAGCUCCAAGAGUUGAGCCAAGAAGCCUCGCUCUUAGCCGAGCAGGGGAUGCCAACGACGGCCCGGUCGCCGGAAGUGGAUACGGAAGGCCCGGCUGCUUCAAUGGGAGCCGAGGAGCCACUACCUCCGCCUUUGGCAGACUUGGCGACCUAUGGCCCUAAAGUCGGCCCUUCCCAUCAGACCGACUUGGAGGAUUCCUUGAAGCUUCCCAUGCUCGGAGCUCCCAUGGAGGACCUGGAGGCUUCCAGCCUGCUGAGCGAUGAGGACUCCGAUGGCCCAGUGUUUUUGCCUGUGCCGGACAUCGAAGUCACCAAGGCAUUGGAUCCGGAGAUCUUGCCCGAGGGACCCUGGAGUGAUGAAAUGCUGGAAAGGUUGUCGCGUGCCAUGGAGGAGCACUUUGGUCCUGUAGCCAAGUAA